GGUUCAUUCAUUCAUUGGUCGCCAUUGUGGUUUACUUUGUUUUGUCAAAUUCUAAAAACUAAAUCAUAUAAUAAUUCAGUUAUUAGUGUUAAAUAUUAGAUUAUUGUAUUGCUUUUAAAUGAAGUCGGUGCUAUUAGCAUUCUAAAUAAUAAUUUAUAUGAUAAGUAUAGUGUUAUAAGUAUUAUAAUGUCAGAAGUAGAAGAGUUCAAUCAGCAAAAGCCCGCGAAGACGGGAAAGCAGCAUAACAUAUUACCAAUAUGGGGUAAUGAACAGACUAUGAACCUGAACCCACUAAUAUUAGCGAAUAUACAGGGCUCUAGCUACUUCAAAGUGCACCUAUUCAAGUUGAAGACCUACCAUGAAGUGGUGGACGAGAUUUACUACCAGGUGAAGCACCUAGAGCCGUGGGAGCGAGGGAGCCGCAAGACUGCGGGCCAGACGGGCAUGUGUGGCGGCGUGCGUGGUGUAGGUGCUGGUGGCAUUGUGUCAACAGCAUUCUGCCUUUUGUACAAAUUGUACACUCUGCGUCUGACUCGCAAGCAAGUCAAUGGCUUGUUACAACACUCUGACUCACCCUACAUCAGAGCUCUUGGAUUCAUGUACAUACGCUACACACAGCCUCCUGCAGACCUGUUCGACUGGUAUGCCGACUACUUGGAUGAUGAAGAAGAGAUAGACCCGCGCGCGGGAGGCGGCGGCACUUCGACCAUUGGUGCUCUCGUGCGACAAAUGCUCAUCAAGCUUGACUGGUUCAGCACGCUUUUUCCCAGAAUACCUGUACCUAUUCAGAAGCUGAUUGAACAAAAGUUAGCCGAGCACAACAGGAACACGGCACCGGCGAAACCUCCGGUGGCCAACUUCCGUGGCCAGUGUAGCAGUAAUGGCGGCAAUAGUGGUGCGGGCGCGGGACCAGGAGCAGCGACGAAUUACAACCCGACUCGGGUCGACGCGGACCGCAGGGAACAUGACGAUAGAGACAGGCGUGACUACGGUGACAAUGAUAGAUAUACAAAAGACAAAACGAGACGCGACGACCGCGAUAGAGAGCGUGACCGCGACAGAGAUCGUGAACGUGGCGAUCGUGGCGACCGCGACCGAGAGCGGCGUUCGCGGGACCGCCGUGACCGGCACCGCGACCGCUCGCGGUCACGUGACCGCCAGCGGCACAGGUCGCGCUCCAGAGAUCGCCGCUACAGAUAAUAUUGCUUGAUGCCUAAAAUGGUUAUAAUGUGUCUUUAUGAAUGAAAACUAUGAUGUUCUGAAAA
This is a messenger RNA of Trichoplusia ni (cabbage looper), 1265 nucleotides long. RefSeq names its product pre-mRNA-splicing factor 38B-like. The transcript has 7 exons. Bases 187 to 1200 code for a protein of 337 amino acids. The record is from RefSeq and is a predicted model, not a curated record. NCBI's taxonomy places the organism in Eukaryota, Metazoa, Arthropoda, Insecta, Lepidoptera, Noctuidae. Gene Ontology annotation, cellular component: precatalytic spliceosome.